AUGCAUUUCAGCGCCCUUUUCGCUGCCUUCCUGACGACCCUCGCCGUCGCCAGCCCUCUUCCCGCCGCCAACCCCGAUGCUGCCCCUGCAAUUGUCGAGGAUUUUGCCGCCGCGCCAUCCGCGAACGCAAUUCUCAAGACUCGCGAUGAGACGAGGUUUAAUAAGGAUACGGAUGAGAUGAACGAUGAGUUCAAAAAUCUCGUGGAUUUCAAUCACAUAAAUCCUGCUCAGCUCACGCCGGGCUACCAUGUUCAGACGGCUACUAUAUCGUCGCUUACGAGCGAACCCGACAACCUCACUGCCCUCUAUGCUGCUAGCGAUCUGUAG
Messenger RNA from Aplosporella prunicola CBS 121167, 327 nucleotides. RefSeq lists its product as uncharacterized. The transcript has 2 exons. Lineage: Eukaryota; Fungi; Ascomycota; Dothideomycetes; Botryosphaeriales; Aplosporellaceae. The record is from RefSeq and is a predicted model, not a curated record. The coding region runs from base 1 to 327 and encodes 108 amino acids.